This is a messenger RNA of Python bivittatus (Burmese python), 3153 nucleotides long. Lineage: Eukaryota; Metazoa; Chordata; Lepidosauria; Squamata; Pythonidae. The record is from RefSeq and is a predicted model, not a curated record.
AUAUCUGUAAAAGGAAAGUAUUGUAGAUGUAGUAUCUGUAAAAGGAAUGUAAAAAGGAAUGUUUUAUUUGACUGCUUAUGUUCAACAGGCCUGGGCCAUGGGACGUUUGUCGCAGGGGUGAUAGCUAGCAUGAGGGAGUGCCAAGGAUUUGCUCCAGACUCCGAACUGCACAUAUUCAGGGUCUUCACUAACAAUCAGGUUUCAUAUACAUCUUGGUUUUUGGAUGCCUUUAACUAUGCUAUCUUAAAGAAGAUUGAUGUGUUGAACCUUAGCAUUGGAGGCCCAGAUUUUAUGGACCAUCCAUUUGUAGACAAGGUGUGGGAAUUGACAGCCAAUAAUGUGAUCAUGGUCUCUGCUAUUGGAAAUGAUGGUCCUUUGUAUGGCACGCUCAACAAUCCAGCCGACCAAAUGGAUGUGAUUGGAGUUGGUGGCAUCGACUUUGAAGAUAAUAUCGCUCGGUUCUCCUCCAGAGGGAUGACCACGUGGGAACUUCCUGGAGGUUAUGGGAGAGUCAAGCCUGACAUAGUUACUUACGGCUCUGGAGUGAGAGGUUCUGGCAUGAAGGGCGGUUGCCGCUCACUCUCUGGGACGAGCGUGGCCUCCCCUGUUGUGGCAGGGGCUGUCACACUUCUAGUAAGCACGGUUCAGAAGCGUGAAAUGGUGAAUCCAGCCAGUAUGAAACAGGCUUUGAUUGCCUCAGCACGGCGGCUUCCCGGGGUCAACAUGUUUGAACAAGGGCAUGGCAAACUCGAUCUUCUCAGAGCCUAUCAGAUUCUCAACAGUUAUAAGCCGCAGGCCAGUUUGAGUCCAAGCUACAUUGACUUGACAGAAUGCCCUUACAUGUGGCCGUAUUGCUCCCAGCCCAUCUACUACGGAGGCAUGCCCACAAUUGUCAAUGUCACCAUCUUGAAUGGAAUGGGAGUCACUGGAAGGAUUGUAGACAAGCCGGAUUGGCAACCGUAUUUACCGCAGAACGGAGAUUACAUUGAGGUGGCGUUUUCCUAUUCUCCUGUUCUAUGGCCUUGGUCAGGGUAUCUGGCCAUUUCCAUCUCCGUGGCAAAGAAAGCCGCCUCUUGGGAAGGCACCGCACAAGGACACGUCAUGAUCACCAUUUCCUCCCCAGCAGAAAAUGAGUCAAAAGUUGGUGCUGAACAAACUUCAACCGUGAAACUCCCCAUAAAAGUGAAAAUUGUCCCAACCCCACCUCGGAAUAAGCGGAUCUUGUGGGAUCAGUAUCACAAUCUUUGCUAUCCACCAGGAUAUUUUCCAAGGGAUAAUUUAAGAAUGAAGAACGAUCCAUUAGAUUGGAAUGGUGACCACAUUCAUACCAACUUCAGAGAUAUGUACCAACAUCUGAGAAGUAUGGGGUAUUUCAUUGAAGUACUUGGUUCACCAUUUACAUGCUUUGAUGCCAGUCAGUAUGGAACAUUAUUGAUGGUGGACAGCGAGGAAGAGUAUUUUCCAGAAGAAAUUAUUAAGCUGAGAAGGGAUGUUGACAAUGGACUAUCGCUUGUAGUAUUCAGUGAUUGGUACAAUACUUCUGUGAUGAGGAAAGUCAAGUUUUAUGAUGAAAAUACAAGGCAGUGGUGGAUGCCAGAUACUGGAGGAGCAAAUAUUCCAGCACUAAACGAUCUUCUGUCCGUCUGGGGCAUGGCCUUUAGUGAUGGGCUCUAUGAAGGAGAUUAUACCUUGGAAAGCCAGGAGAUGAAUUAUGCCUCAGGAUGUAGUAUUGCAAAAUUUCCAGAAGAUGGCAUUGUAAUUGCACAGACUUUUAAGGAUCAAGGUCUUGAAGUUUUAAAGCAGGAGACAGCAAUAGUCGAACAUGUCCCCAUUUUGGGCCUCUUCCAAGUUCCUUCAGAAGGUGGGGGCAGGAUAGUUUUGUACGGGGACUCAAACUGCCUGGAUGACAGCCACCGGCAGAAAGAUUGCUUUUGGCUCCUUGAUUCCAUUCUGCAGUACACGUCAUAUGGAGUGAUGCCACCAAGCCUCAGUCAUUCGGAAAACAGGCAGCGGCCCCCAACCGGGGCAGGUUAUAUUCUUCCAGAGAGAAUGGAAGGGAACCACCUUCAUCGCUACUCCAAAGUGCUCGAGGCUCACUUGCGUGACCCCAAACCUCGCUCUCUUCCAGCAUGUCCUCAUUUGUCCUGGGCAAAGCCACAACCUCUGAAUGAAACAGCACCCAGCAACCUUUGGAAACAUCAGAAGUUAUUAUCAAUUGACCUGGAUAAAGUGGCCUUGCCAAGCUUCCAUCAGAACCGACCCCAAGUCAGGCCUUUAUCACCUGGAGAGAGUGGAGCAUGGGAUAUUCCAGGAGGAAUAAUGCCUGGACGCUACAAUCAGGACGUGGGAGGGACAAUUCCUGUCUUUGCCUUCCUUGGUGCCAUGGUGGUUCUGGCAUUUUUCGUGGUCCAAAUCAAAUCUAAGAGUAGGCCAAAGAGGCGGAAACUUCGAGUUAAACGGCCACAGAUUAUACAACAGGGCCACCCUCCAAAGACACCGUCUGUUUGAUUGCUGUAGCCAAAGAUGAUCUCCUCUUGUUGACUGCUUUGUGGAAUUGCGAUCAGCGGCUAAAGAAGUUUAGCCCGACCUAGCCACUGGGUCUGGGACACACAACCUUCUCCUUUUGUCUUUGGUUAUUGGCGGGCGACAACUCCACGGAUGAUCUUCAGUUAAAAAGCGCCCUAUUAUUUUCAGUAGCUGAACUGACCAAAGGCUUAAACUCUAUUUAAGAAGGAAUCACUUGCUUCUGAUUUUGGAAAGGACCUUUUUUUGUUCUUUGACUUUGACCAAACCUUUUCAUUAGAGGCUAUUUUCUGUAUUUAUUUCCAGAGGGACCAGGGAAGGAUCCUCAUUGAGGCCCUUGGCUCACGGAUGGCAGCGCCAUUGUUUUCCUGAAUGGUGUGCCCUUUUUUUAUGCUCUCUCUUAUGAAGACAAAUAGACCUCAUGCCAUCCUCCCAUAAGGAUGAGAAAGAAACUGACUGUUGGAACAAACUAGGAACAAAUUGGUGUGGCUGAUUUGUCUGAUCAAUGUGGACCUGUAGUCCUUUCAUUUAUUUUUAUAAAGCAACUUACCAUGACGUUUUGUAAUUCUUCAGCAUGAUUUCACCAUUGCGGGUGGAUAAAAAUUUUCAAUAAAUAUGUUAUCUGUAUUG